UGAAUUCAAAGUUUGACCCAGACUUGACAGCUGCUCCUCCAGAAACAGUUUUAACUAGAAAGUUCUUUCUGCGUUCAAAAAAUCAUUAGAAACCAUUCACUCAAGCUCUACAACCAUGGCCAGAACCCUCCCAAAAGGCACUCCCAUGUUCCUCAUUCUGUUCACCAUCUUCUCCUUCUCAACCUCUGCCGCCGGCGGCGGCUUCUCAAAGAUCUUAUCUCCGGCGAAACUUGGGCUCAAGCGAGAGAAGCUGAGCCACCUCCACUUCUACUUCCACGACAUCGUCGGCGGGAGAAACCCAACGGCCGUGAGAGUUGCGGAGGCCGCCAUGACGAACACGUCCUUCACGGGUUUUGGCGCUGUGGUGAUGAUGGACGACCCAUUGACCGUACGGCCUGAGGUGAGCUCCAAAGUGGUGGGAAGAGCGCAAGGGAUAUACGCAUCUGCUGCACAAACUGAGUUUGGGUUCUUAAUGGUGCUCAACUUUGCUUUCAUGGAGGGUAAGUAUAAUGGCAGCACUCUCAGUGUAUUGGGGCGUAACACUGUCUUUUCGGCGGUGAGAGAGUUGCCGAUCGUCGGCGGGAGCGGGCUUUUCCGGUUCGCACGUGGGUAUGCUCAUGCCCGGACACACACGUUUGACAUCGGAACCGGAGAUGCUGUCGUGGAGUACAAUGUGUAUGUCUUCCAUUACUGAUGGAUGUAUGUUUCUUUGCCUUUUAUGGUUAAUACUUUGAAUUAUUUGCGUCAUUUUUAAGGGUGCUUUGAGAAAUAAAAGACGUUGGGUUUCUCAUUUUAGGAUAUAUAAUGUUGAUAUUGUACGGGUGAGAUUU
Messenger RNA from Corylus avellana, 830 nucleotides. The record is from RefSeq and is a predicted model, not a curated record. NCBI's taxonomy places the organism in Eukaryota, Viridiplantae, Streptophyta, Magnoliopsida, Fagales, Betulaceae.